AUGUCGAGCAGGCCCCCUUCCAGGGUCGUGUUUGUGGGAAACAUUCCCUACGGCCUCUCCGAGGAGCAGAUCACCGACAUCUUCAGCAGCGCCGGCAAGGUCGAGCGCUUUCGCCUUGUCUACGACUCCGAGACAGGACGGCCAAAGGGAUUCGGAUUCGCAGACUAUCCCGAUACCGACUCGGCCUCCUCAGCCGUCCGCAAUCUCAACGAAUAUGAAAUAAUGGGCCGAAAACUCCGUGUCGACUUCUCUAAUGAGCAGAAGACCGGAGAUGAUGAUGGCGUAAACACUGGUGCCUCCAAUGGCGGCGCUUCUUCAGGCUACAGCUCUCAAUCGAUACCCCUUCCUCCCCUCCCCGCCGGCAAGGAGAUCCCGCCAGGCUUGACAUGCACCGAUGCCAUUUCAAGAACACUCAAUACCCUACCGCCGCCUCAGUUGCUAGACAUUUUGAGCCAGAUGAAGACGCUGGCCACUUCGGAGCCUCAGCGGGCGACGGAGCUUCUUCAGCAGGCUCCUCAGCUGGCCUAUGCCGUCUUCCAAGCUCUCCUGCUGAUGGGGCUCGUAUCCCCCGAAGCAAUCCAGUCCGUCGUUGACCCGAACGCGCCGCCUCCAGCGCCUCUGCCAGCUGCCAACUUCCCACCGGCACCGGUUGCUGGAUUCCCUGGCGUCCCCGUCGCCAACCACACGCCCCCGGUCACCGCAAUGCCCUACGCGCCUCCGGCAGCAAACAACGCGGCUUAUGCUCCUCCGGCGGCAGCCCCGGCGGCGGCUCCUGCAGGGAUGGCCCAGGAUCCUGAUGCUCUGAUGCGGGCAGUCAUGGAGCUCCCUCAGGCUCAGAUUGACAUGCUUCCGGAGGCUGAUAGGCAGCAGAUUAUGGCUCUCAGAGCCACGUUUGCCAGCCAACGGCGCUAA
Molecule: messenger RNA, 912 nt
Organism: Trichoderma citrinoviride
Lineage: Eukaryota; Fungi; Ascomycota; Sordariomycetes; Hypocreales; Hypocreaceae
Exons: 4
Coding region: 1-912 (303 amino acids)
Biological process (GO): mRNA 3'-end processing
Cellular component (GO): mRNA cleavage and polyadenylation specificity factor complex
Molecular function (GO): mRNA binding
Source: RefSeq, a predicted model, not a curated record